AUGGGUUUUGCCGCCCUGGCAAGCCCUGUUGCACAGUUGGAUAAUGGUGGAUGGAAAGGGAAUAUCGAAAGCCGUAACGUGGCUGCCACAGAUGUUGCAGCUGGUACGGACGACGGCGGCCCUGGUUGGGAUGGUGGAAAGGGUGGUCAUGGAGGUGGUGGAGGCUAUGGAGGUGGAUGGGAUGGUGGUCAUGGAGGUGGUGGAGGCUAUGGAGGUGGAUGGGAUGGUGGUCAUGGAGGUGGUGGAGGCUAUGGAGGUGGAUGGGAUGGUGGUCAUGGAGGUGGUGGAGGUGGAUGGGAUGGUGGGAAAGGUGGUGGUGGAGGCUAUGGAGGUGGAUGGGAUGGUGGAAAGGGUGGUCAUGGAGGUGGAUGGUAA
Messenger RNA from Penicillium soppii, 375 nucleotides. RefSeq lists its product as uncharacterized. Bases 1 to 375 code for a protein of 124 amino acids. NCBI's taxonomy places the organism in Eukaryota, Fungi, Ascomycota, Eurotiomycetes, Eurotiales, Aspergillaceae. The transcript has 2 exons. The record is from RefSeq and is a predicted model, not a curated record.